Messenger RNA from Cryptomeria japonica (Japanese cedar), 2031 nucleotides. RefSeq names its product high-affinity nitrate transporter 2.1. The transcript has 4 exons. Gene Ontology annotation, cellular component: plasma membrane; plant-type vacuole membrane. NCBI's taxonomy places the organism in Eukaryota, Viridiplantae, Streptophyta, Pinopsida, Cupressales, Cupressaceae. Gene Ontology annotation, biological process: nitrite transport; cellular response to nitrate; nitrate transmembrane transport. The record is from RefSeq and is a predicted model, not a curated record. Gene Ontology annotation, molecular function: nitrate transmembrane transporter activity; nitrite transmembrane transporter activity. Bases 184 to 1821 code for a protein of 545 amino acids.
AAAGAAUCAGAUAACAUUAAUUGAUGGCUGGGCUUAGAACUGACAAAAUUGUCUUAAUGGUGAAUAAGUUCAUCGUUGGUAACGAGCGUCUCUUGGGUUUUAACAUACCAAACAAGAGCAGAUGGACGGUGGAAAUUAAAAGUGUCCAUCAAUCCUUCAAGCCUCGUUUUACCAAAUUAAUUGAUGGCCUCCGAGAGGAGCACCAUAAAAGAGUUUCCAAUGGCCAAGAACUUGCAAGUUAUGUUCAAGGAACUUGUACUGAAACUCACUACAAAAGAACAAAAUUUGCAAGCUAUGGCGGCUGACUUGGAGACUAAUGGAACCUUAGGGAUCAAUGGCAUGGGUACUUCUGAGACAAAAUUUUCCCUUCCUGUGGAUUCAGAACACAAGGCAAAGAAACUGAAGCUGAAUUCAUUCCAGAAGCCCCAUAUGAGAGCAUUUCACCUCUCAUGGCUAUCCUUUUUCACUUGCUUUCUUUCAACAUUUGCAGCUGCGCCAUUGAUUCCUGUGAUACGAGACAACCUAAACCUGACCAAGGAAGAUAUUGGCAAUGCAGCGAUUGCCUCUGUGUCAGGCUCGAUAUUCUCAAGGCUGUGCAUGGGUGCCGUCUGUGAUAUUUUUGGCCCUCGUUAUGGCUGCGCCUUUCUUAUCAUGCUCUCAGCACCUGCUGUUUUCUCUAUGGCGUUUGUUAAUUCGGCUCUGGGAUUCAUUCUUGUGAGAUUUUUUAUUGGGUUCUCGCUUGCCACAUUUGUUUCUUGCCAGUUCUGGAUGAGCUCCAUGUUUAAUAGCAAGAUUGUGGGUCUGGCCAAUGGGGCUGCUGCUGGGUGGGGCAAUCUUGGUGGUGGUGCCACUCAGCUUAUUAUGCCUUUGAUUUUUGAUAUCAUACAUGAAUAUAUUGGCUUCACUCCUUUCACUGCCUGGCGAAUUGCUUUCUUUGUGCCCGGAUGUGUGCAUGUUUUGAUGGGUCUUCUGGUUCUUUCCCUUGGCCAGGACCUUCCUGAUGGUAACUAUGCCCUUCUCAGUGACUCUGGAGCAAAAGCAAAGGAUGAGUUUUCCAAGGUAGUAUGGUACGCUGUAACUAAUUACAGGACAUGGAUGUUUGCCAUCACAUAUGGGUAUUGCUUCGGAGUGGAGUUAACCAUAGACAACAUAAUUGCAGAAUAUUUCUAUGACAAGUUCGAUCUCAAGCUCCACACAGCUGGUAUAAUAGCUUCAACAUUUGGCCUGGCCAACAUAGUAUCUCGUCCUUUAGGAGGAAUUAUAUCCGAUGUGACUGCUCACAAGUUUGGAAUGAGAGGGCGGUUGUGGGUACUGUGGAUCCUCCAAACAGCUGGAGGUCUUCUCUGUAUUUGGUUGGGCAGAGCAGGAAAUCUAAGCCUUUCAAUUGCUGUCAUGAUUCUCUUCUCCAUUUUUGUUCAAGCAGCGUGCGGGGCAACAUUUGGCAUUAUACCAUUUAUCUCUCGCAGAUCGUUGGGAAUAAUCUCUGGGAUGACAGGAGCCGGGGGCAAUGUUGGAGCAAUGUUAACUCAGCUGUUGUUUUUCACAAGCUCAAAAUAUACAAAAGAAAUGGGCAUUACCUUGAUGGGAGUUAUGAUAGUGUGUUGUACUGUGCCUAUUUGUAUGGUGUAUUUUCCUCAGUGGGGAGGGAUGUUUGGUGGACCUGCGUAUGAUAGUAGUGAGGAAAAAUACUAUGCCUCUGAAUGGUCUGAGAAGGAGAAGGAGAUGGGACUUCACAUUGCCUCCCUGAAAUUUGCAGAGAAUAGUCGUAGUGAACGUGGGAAAAGGAUGGCAGAGUCCCAAGCAACUACCAAACCUGCUUGAAGAAGACCACCUCAAUGAUGAUCAAGGAAUUUUUAUCAACUUUAUGUGGAAAUUAUUAUAGUCUAUAUUUGAUUCCAAGAAUUAAUUCGUACGUUCAAUGUAAAUGACCAAGAGGAAAAGCAUUAGAAUCUUCUCUACUUCAAUUUAAAUUAGAACCUUCUCUACCCUUUGGUAUGAUUACUUUUGUAUGGAAUAAAAUUUAAUUGAUUU